CCGGUAAUGGUCGCUAAGACGCUUUCAGAUGAACUGUGAAGUAGACUGUAGAUCUAGGUUUAGUAAAUUGUAAUUAUUUGCUUAGGGAAAUCACAAUUAGAGAUCUAGAUGUAGAUUCUAGAUCUAUAUGCCUACGUAUAAUUCUAUUUUGUUUUAUAUCAUCCGUAGGCCUAUUUAUAUUAUUAUUAAAGAAGAGCAGCCCUUCAUUCAAAAUUACUUCAAAUUCAAAUGAAUGAAUUCAUUCUCACAUUUGUUGAAGUUUAGAUCUUAUCUAUGAGUCAGAAUGAGAUUUUAAUUUAGGCCUAAUAAAUUUAUAUAGAAUUUAGUGUAUUUACUGUAUUAGUAAAGUAAGCCACUAUCACUAAUCACUAAAAAACUAAGGCUUGCAAGAUCUCUCGACAAUGUUUGUAACUUUUUCAUUGUCUAGAAAUUUUUAAAACUAGCAGUACUGCCAAUGGAUCUAAAUGACUUAUCUAAUCAUAAAUUAAAAAGUGAGCAAGACAGCAGCCAAAUGAGUGCUAAUCAAGAAUGUAAAACCCCAGCAGCAGGUGACUGGAUCAAGGAACUGUUCACACCAUUUUAUGACUUUGAUGACAUUGUCAAAGUGGCAAAAGAUGGUUACCAACCAGAGGAAAGUAAAAUAAAACCUGUUCCUAUUCUUGAUCCAGUCGCAAUAAGGGAAGUUUUUGAACGAGUACAUAGUCGCAUCGUCGAGGCAGAAAAGGAAAAGCUUGAUGCCUUACAAGAAAAAAAAGAAAAAGAACUAGAAAAGAAAAUAGACCCACGCAGUUCAAGUAUUUGGAACACAGAUGAAAUCAGCACUCUUCGAAAUGUCUACAAAUCAGCUAAAGGGGAAAUCAUCAAGCUUGAGGUUGCACUUAGAGAACAAACAGCCCACAGUAAUUCCUUACAAGAUACAGUGUUAAAACAGCGAUUGGAGAUAGAAGAUCUUAAAGAAAAACUAAAGGAGGCAUCAAAGUCUAACAAAAGACUGGUCAUACACAGAGACAGCCUGCAGAAUGAUUUGGCUGUGCUUGAAGUCAAACUGGCAGCCCUCACUGACAUGUGGCAUGAGAUACAAGCUGAAAAGGUGAAAGCCAUGGAAGAUACAAAAAGUUCCCACAUGGAACUUGACAAGGAACGGCUCAUCCGCAAUGACCUGGAGGCCAAACUCUUGCAAGCCGAACAAAAUCUGCAACGUGAAAAAUCUCUGCUGGAGCGGAACAUCUCCUCCAAGUACGAAGCAGAGAUAAAAGACUUGCAGGAAGUGGUGCGUGAUCUGAUGCUAGAGCUACAAGAGGAGAGGAAGCUCUACAACGCAUCCAAGAGAGGGUUGGAGCAUCUAAGGAACCACUUCUCAAGUUUACCGCUACAGCAUAUUUUGCCACCCAAUGCUGCUCUGAAAAACGAAGUUGAAGUUAUUGACCAUAUUAGUCUCAGUUAGAAAAUUUAAACCUAACAGACAUUUAGCAGCUGAAAUUAACAAACGUCGCUGUUGAAUUUUUAAGAAAAGCAGCAUUUGUUUGCAAUAUGUGAUUCGUUGAUGAAAUUCACAGUUAUUACUUACAUUGUAUUAAACUAACAACAUACAAAUGUGAUUAAAGUUCAUUGAUCAUUGUUUUCAAAUAUUGUAUUUUUCAUGC
Physella acuta is the source of this 1643-nucleotide messenger RNA. RefSeq lists its product as uncharacterized. Lineage: Eukaryota; Metazoa; Mollusca; Gastropoda; Physidae. The record is from RefSeq and is a predicted model, not a curated record.